This is a messenger RNA of Miscanthus lutarioriparius, 276 nucleotides long. Lineage: Eukaryota; Viridiplantae; Streptophyta; Magnoliopsida; Poales; Poaceae. The record is from the annotation of a GenBank genome assembly.
AUGGUGAAGGGUUCAUCGAGAAUGGAUAAACAAAACACUGGUGAUGCUAGAAAUAGCAAAGGCACUGUUACGAUGACUGUACUGCAACAUUUCGUGGAAAGGGAUGCAGAGCUGAAGAAACAGAUAGAGGCUACAAAACUCCGAGGUGAGGAGCUGAAGGCCCGGGAGAAGAAUAUUGAUCCAAAACUGGUCCGUGUGGUGAAUGGCGACUUUGAGUUCUGGCUUUAUUAUGGUGAAUUUAUAUUUGGAACUCUUGCCAAUAAGACAUUAUGUUGA